UGAAUCAGUGUGAGAGAGAGAUAAUGAGAGAAGCCAAUUGAUCAAGAAACUCUGCACGUCUUGGUGCUGGUCAACUCUUUCUUUCUGUUCUGAUUUGCUGUUUGAUUCCAUUGUAUAAUGGUCAAACUAGACGACUCUUAAAAAUAUCGAAUCCCCCACGAAAUUUCCGGCGGACUUGUUUUUCGUUCGCAAUCCACUUUGAUGUUUUGUUUCUGUUUUCUUGUUGUUGAAUUGUACAAGCAACCACGGUGUCAGUUGUUUCUUGGCUGGUUCUCUUCCCUCUCCUAAUCAACACGGUCACGCUCCUGAUCUGGCGCGCUUCUUUCUUCGAUAUUUCCUCCUCUCUCAUACCGUAUAUAUCGACUUUUUCCCUCAUCAAAGGACCUUCAUAGACUCUCUCUCUCUCUCUCUCUCUCUCUCUCUCUCUCUCUCUCAUGGCUGCUAAAGAAUACCCUUCACCAAUUCAAGAACAUGGACAUGAAGGAGAAGACGGCUUCGACUACUAUGCAGACGACGUUUCUCCGAGCGGGUGCGGCUGUUUCUGCCUCAAGUGGUGGCGGGGCGGCAGCAGGGCGCACCCUUACGUGCGGCGCGGCGGCGACGGCGAUGAGUCUUGGGCGAUGAGCAAGCUCAAGAAAGCGAGGGAGUUCACAGAAGUCGUGGCGGGGCCGAAGUGGAAGAACUUCAUCAGAAAGGUUGGUGGGUAUUGGAGAUCGGAUAAGAAGAGGAAUAACAACACCAGCAAGUUUGGAUAUGAUGCGGAGAGCUACGCACUCAAUUUCGAUGGAGGUGGUGAUAGAGGAGAGGAAGAUGGCUUGUUGAUGAAGGGUUUCCCUGCUAGGUUUGUGGGCAGUUUCAGGAAUGAUCAGGAGAGACAAGCCGGAAUUGGACCGUCAUGAGAAUGAUAGAGAUUUUCUUUGAAUUUUUUUGCCAAUUAUUUUUUUUAAUGAUAUUUUAUUUUUGAUUUGUUCCUGUGUACACCUCUCAUUGGUUUCAUUAUUUUAGAGGAUAAAUUAUGCUUUUGCAUCCUUAUGCUUUCGCCCUUUUCAAUAACCAGAUAUCUCUACUUUUAUUUGUCUAA
Molecule: messenger RNA, 1081 nt
Organism: Syzygium oleosum
Lineage: Eukaryota; Viridiplantae; Streptophyta; Magnoliopsida; Myrtales; Myrtaceae
Exons: 1
Coding region: 435-899 (154 amino acids)
Source: RefSeq, a predicted model, not a curated record